Molecule: messenger RNA, 2355 nt
Organism: Bufo gargarizans (Asiatic toad)
Lineage: Eukaryota; Metazoa; Chordata; Amphibia; Anura; Bufonidae
Product: low-density lipoprotein receptor-like
Exons: 14
Coding region: 1-2355 (784 amino acids)
Molecular function (GO): protein binding; calcium ion binding
Source: RefSeq, a predicted model, not a curated record
AUGGGAACCCAUGGAAAUUUUAGCUCUCAGAUAACUUUGACUGAGGUCUCAGACCUUAAAAUUCCUGUUGGGCUUAAAGCUUGUUCACAAUUCUUGUUGGAAAGGCCAGGAUUAUUUCAAUGUGUAACUGGUACAAAAUGUAUUAAGGAUCGGUAUCGCUGUGAUGGUGUGCACCAGUGCCCUGAUGGAUCUGAUGAGCAAAAUUGCUGGAACCCUUCAGAAAGCUGUGCCAUGCGUUGUGAUAGGAACACUCGUUGUGUCCCUCAGAGCUCUGUAUGUGAUGGAAAACUAGACUGCUUUGAUGAGACAGAUGAGCAAGGCUGUGGUCCUAAAACGUGUAGCAGUGGCAAAUUCCAAUGUACAAAUGGACAGUGCGUGCCAUAUAGCAUGCACUGUGAUGGAGACAAUGAUUGUGAAGAUCACUCAGAUGAAGUAAACUGCACAAUCUCUAAACCUGUGCACUGCCAGAAUGGGGAUUUUAGGUGUCAAAGUGGUGAAUGUAUCUUGAAAGAAUGGAAGUGUGAUGAUGCCAAAGACUGUAAGGAUGGAAGUGAUGAAAAGGACUGUAACCUGGAGAAGGUGUCUUGUGAAACGGCACAAUGGGCUUGUGCUAGUGAAGAUCAAUGUAUCCCAUCUUUCUGGAAAUGUGAUGGAAAAAAGGACUGUAGAGAUGGCAGUGAUGAAUAUGGAUGUAAAGCGGAUGUCUUUCAAGCAACAGGUAAACCCAAAAAGUGUAACGAUCGCAUGUACCAGUGUGCCAACUUUGAAUGCAUUCCUACUGAUGUAGUUUGUAAUGGAAAACAUGACUGCUCAGAUGGUUCAGAUGAAGGCGGAAAAUGUCAAGUGCCAUGUGAAGAAGACUGCUCCCUUGCCUGCUAUAGAUCUCCACUUGGUCCAAAGUGUAUAUGUGAUAACGGCUUUAAGUUGAGUGUCAACAGUAGUAUAUGCAUUGACAUAAAUGAGUGCAAAGAACUUGAUCCAUCACCAUGCAGCCAGUCUUGCAUCAACCUCAAUGGCACAUUCAACUGCACUUGUUAUCCAGGUUAUGUUCUGCAGUCAGACGGUCACCAAUGUAGAGUUGCAGGUAUAGAACCAGUUUUACUGGUAGCAGUUAAAUUUGAUCUUCUGUUAUACAAGUUGCGUUCAAUGGAAGAGGAGAUCCUUAUGUCCACAGAUAAAAACUCAAUGAUCUUUUCUGUGGAUUAUGACAUAAUGGAACAGAAAGUUUAUUGGAUGGACCUUAAUUCAGAGAGCAUUAAGUGGAUAACUAUGGGCACAAAAACAAAAGGAACUCUAGUUAAAGGAAUUAAGUCUGAUUGCAUAGCUGUUGACUGGGUUGGGCGCAACCUAUACUGGACAGAUGGAAUAGCUGGUCAGAUCAUUGCAACAGCUCUAAAUGCUUCUUGGAAAGGCUUUCCUGAAUACACAGUCAUACUGGAUGAAGAUCUGGAUCAACCACGUUCUUUGGUUUUACAGCCACUUAGUGGACUUAUGUACUGGUGUGAAAUUGGCGUGCAGCCCCAAAUAGAGCGUGCUGGAAUGGAUGGCAGUCAUAGACUGGUUCUAAUUGCAGAACAACUUGGUUGGCCAACCGGAUUAGCACUUGAUCUGCUGAGUUUGAGAAUUUAUUGGUCUGAUGACAAAUUUCACUCCAUUGGUUCAGCCAGUUUGGAUGGGACUGAUAUUAAGGUGAUUGAAAUGAAAAACAUUCAAAGCCCCUUCGCCUUGACAGUGUUUGAGGAUGAGAUUUACUGGUCUGAAAUAAAGGCAAGGACUGUGCAAAAAAUAAGUAAGAAGACUGGUAAGAACUUCUCUGUUCUAAUAAAGCGGCAUGGACAACCAUAUGGACUGAAGGUAAUGCAUAAAGUUUUGCAACCAACAACUGACAAUCCUUGUCGAAAACUGAAGUGUUCUCAUAUGUGCCUGAUUGGUCCUGGAUUAAAUGCAAGCUGCUGGUGUCCCACUGGACUCGUGCUUUUAAGUGACUUGCAUAGUUGCGUUCUACUUAAGGAUUUGCCAUUUCUUUUAAUUGCAUUGUCAUCAUCUGUCAUUCAGGUUGAUUUGCAAAAACUUAAUUUGGUGGACCAGAAAGUUCCUACAAAGAAUGAGAUUGCAAGCCUGACUAAUGUUAACCAGAUCUCUUCUAUUGACUUCAUCAUGCAAGAUCGAACCCUUGUUUUUGCUGUUAAACAUGGUGGAUAUAUAGCCUCUACAAAAGUUAAAGAUUCUGUUUCAAAAGAUUGGAAAAAAGUUGUUCAUGUUGAUGACAGUGUUACUUCUGUUGCUGUGGACUGGAUACAGGAAGAGUUUGGUUUAGUAAAAUUGGCACAAGUGAAAAUAAAUAUUUUGAAAUGA